CCCAAUUUACCCUUCCCCCCCAGAAAAAAAAAAGAGAAAGAUACCCACCCCACCCACCCUGGAAAGAACAAAGCUCAAGAAACAAGGUUACUUUUAAAGCCUCUUUCUUUGAUGCUUUCCUGUUACUCAUAGAUUAGGGAAGAAGAGAGGAAAAAAAGCCGGGGUUUUGAAUCUUUUGGUUCAUUUUCAUGGAAAACGGUGCUAUUAGCGGGUAUGCCUUUUCCGACAAGGAGGCGGCGCCAGGUAGCAGCGGUGCCGCCGGAAUUGGAAAUUCUGUUUUUGGUGGCAGUUUCGGGCUGGAUGAGGCGUUGGGUCGUCAUUCCGUCGACAGCGGCGGCCCUGUGGUGGUGCGGAUUUCGCACCCUUUUCAGCAUCACUGUUCCAAUAGUUCUCCCCUGCCGUUUAAAUCCCCAGGCGGAGGAAUGGCGACGGCUAUGGGGUUUCCGUUUACAUGGGCGCAGUGGAAGGAACUGGAGAGACAGGCCAUGGUUUAUAAGUACAUGAUGGCAUCUGUCCCUGUUCCUCCUGAACUUCUCUUAGCCAUUUCGUCGAACACUUACCCUGCAUCCACCGCCGCCCCUGUUCAGCGUGGGGGAAAGAACAGAGAUUUAGAGCCAGGGAGGUGCAAGAGAACAGACGGGAAGAAAUGGAGGUGCGCCAAAGAGGUGGCGCCGAACCAGAAGUACUGCGAGCGGCAUUUGCACCGCGGCCGCCCCCGUUCAAGAAAGCCUGUGGAAGACCCUCAUCAUCAUCACCACUCCGCCGCCUCCAUCAACGCCGCCAAGAAGAACCGCGGCGUCCAACCGGCGCUUCCAGUUCAGUCUACUGAAUCGCCUUCUUCUUCCAGCCUUAUUCUUGGAUCUCAACCCCGGUCGCUUGAUGAUGCUAAAUUGGAGCAAAAGCUCUCCAUCUCCCAUUUUAAGGAACCAAAUAGGAAUUUUGACUGGAUGAUGAUGGAAGGGGAGAUGGUUGCCAUGGGAGGAGCUGAGGAACAAUGGCAACACUUAUUAAUGGAAUCAAGAGCAAACACAAGACUGGCUUUUGAUACAUCAUCUCCGCUCUAUAGAAGAAGAGGUGAGAUUGGGUUUUUCCAGCUUGACUCCAAUGAUCAUCACCACCACAACAAUGGCAGCUAUUACGAUGCUUCAAUGGCGGCGGGAUCAGUCCGAAACGACGGUCCUGUUCAUUGCAACGGAACGUGGAAGUCGGCCGUUCCAAUGUGGGCCCCGUUUGAAUCUGGAGGGCCGUUGGCAGAGGCUCUCAAACCGAGCAACCACCACCAGCAUCACAUUGACGCGGACUCGAUCAGCCAGGCUGGGACCAGUAGCGUCUCCUCCCCGACAGGCGUUCUGCAGCCGAAGGCUGCCACUUCGUUCUCUCAAUCCGAUGGCAGCGUCUGUAACAGCCCCACCGCUCUUCCCCCCGCGCCUCCUUGUUCAGAUAUGCUCCCAUUCCGGUGGCUUCUAUAGUUAACGGGGGGGCAAAAAUAAAUUCACUACGGGUGUUCAUUUCUUGUUUUUCUUCUUCUGUUCUGUGGGUUCAUUUUGGUUUCUGCACAAGUGAAAUGCAAAAGGGGUUCUUUUUACUACUUACAAUUUUGCUCUUAACCUUUGCAAGUUGGUAAAACAUAUUACUUGGGUUCUUUUGACACCUAUAUCAUAAAUUUAUUCAUAAUGU
Cuscuta campestris is the source of this 1677-nucleotide messenger RNA. The record is from the annotation of a GenBank genome assembly. NCBI's taxonomy places the organism in Eukaryota, Viridiplantae, Streptophyta, Magnoliopsida, Solanales, Convolvulaceae.